Molecule: messenger RNA, 1923 nt
Organism: Lactuca virosa
Lineage: Eukaryota; Viridiplantae; Streptophyta; Magnoliopsida; Asterales; Asteraceae
Source: the annotation of a GenBank genome assembly
AUGAGUCUCGCAACGCAAAGCAACGCAACACUUGGCUCAGCACCUUCGUCCCUUGGGUCGCCUAGUUACCCUUCUUCUUCAUCAUCCCCUAUCCCCCACUUCAGGGUUGCAAGAUUUCCAGGAUCUGUUGCCCCUACCUCCGUAAACUCCCAGAUUCCUGUCAUUUCCAAUUCGGAGGCGGGACCGAAUGCAAAGGCUGAUAAAGAAAUUGAUUUGCAAAAGAUGGACAUGGAUUAUAAUGGGGAUGCGGGUUUUCUUGACCCUGAAUUGUUACAGCUGAAUGAAGUGUCUCCUUUGGCUCUUAAGUCAAAUCCUUAUGUUGCCGAGAAGCUGUUCGAGCAAUGGCUUUCCCUUCCGGAAACAACUCUUUUGGUGAAAUCAUUGUUUAACAAUGCUAAAGCAGGUGUUCCAUUGAAUGUAAGUGGAUCAGUUUCAAGCCCAAAAGCUUCUUCCAUGAACUCAAUACCUUCCAUGUUUCCUGCUGGAAGUGCACCUCCACUUUCACCAAGAAGCUCAUCUGGUUCUCCUCGGAUCACAAAACAGAGGGCAGGUCCUUCUGUUUUAGGGUCUCCUUUAAAAGUACUGAGUGAGCCAGUUAAAGAGUUGAUACCUCAGUUUUACUUUCAGAAUGGGCGUCCACCUCCUAAUGAACUUAAAGAAAGAUGCUUGUUUAGAAGCAACCAGUUUUUCUAUGGUCAUCCGGAUGGAUUACAACUGCAUGAAUUCAAACUGCUUACUAAGGAAAUUUGCAAACUGCCUUCCUUCUUCUCCACUGCCCUUUUUAAAAAGAUUGAUGUUGAUGGCACUGGUGUUGUCACAAGGGAUGCGUUUGUUGAUUAUUGGGUGAAUGGCAACAUGUUGAUAAAAGAUGUUGCAACCCAAAUAUAUACAAUAUUGAAGCAGCCUGAUUUGAGAUAUCUCACUCAGGAGGAUUUUAAACCCAUACUUCGGGAACUAUUGGCAACUCAUCCAGGUUUGGAGUUCUUACAGAGUACACCCGAAUUUCAGGAGAGAUAUGCUGAAACGGUUAUAUACAGAAUUUUCUACUACAUGAAUAGAGCAGGUGAUUCACGUCUUACCCUUAGAGAACUCAAACGUGGAAAUUUAGUUGCUGCAAUGCAGCAUGCAGAUGAAGAAGAGGACAUUAACAAAGUUUUAAGAUAUUUCUCUUAUGAGCACUUCUAUGUAAUUUAUUGCAAAUUCUGGGAGCUGGACACAGAUCAUGACUUCUUGAUAGAUAAAGAGAACCUUAUACGAUAUGGUAAUCAUGCACUCACAUACAGAAUUGUUGACAGAAUAUUUUCACAGGUACCCAGAAAGUUUACCAGUAAUGUUGAAGGAAAAAUGGGAUAUGAAGAUUUUGUUUAUUUCAUUUUAUCCGAAGAAGAUAAAUCAUCAGAGCCGAGUCUGGAAUACUGGUUCAAGUGUGUAGAUUUAGAUGCAAAUGGUGUGAUUACAAGGAAUGAAAUGCAAUUCUUCUAUGAAGAACAGUUGCAUCGCAUGGAAUGCAUGGCCCAAGAGCCUGUUCUUUUUGAAGACAUUUUGUGUCAAAUAGUUGACAUGAUUGGACCAAAGGAUGAAGGGUAUUUUACAUUAGGUGACAUGAAAGGAAGCAAACUUGCAGGAAGUAGUGGGACCGGUUUGCACAUCGGGAAUACAUACGGCUUUCAAUGGAGGAAGAUGCUGAAGACGCCUCUAAUGGUAGUGCAGAUGUCUGGGAUGAAUCUCUUGAAGCCCCUUUCUGAUUUUAAGGUGAAUGAAAUUGAAGAAUUCUUUAAUUUAAGCUUGUGGGUGUGGGUGUGGGUGAUAGAAGGUUGUAAAGUUUUUGGGAUUAGCGGAGUGAGGAAGGAGGAUGUAGAUGAUAUGAUGUGGUUUCAUAGUUGUUGUUGCAGUUGCAUGAUCGAUUCAACUCCUACAGAUUGA